AUGGGCGGAGUCACGUCGUCGAUUGCCGCUAAGUUCGCCUUCUUCCCUCCGACGCCGCCCUCCUACACUGUGGCCGCCGACGAGUCCUCCGGCGGCCGGCUUUACAUACCGGAGGUGCCAAGGAGGGGCAGGGGCGGCGUCGACGUCGACGUCGACGUCUUGAAGAUUCGGACUCGGCGGGGUAACGAAAUCGUGGCUGUCCACAUCAAGCACCCCAAAUCAACGGCCACGCUUCUUUACUCCCAUGGGAAUGCUGCUGAUCUGGGUCAGAUGUUCGAGCUUUUUGUGGAGUUGAGUCUUCGUCUUCGCAUAAAUCUUUUGGGGUAUUCUUUUUACUCCCUUUUGUCAGAUUCAAACUUCCAUUUGCUGUGCUGA
Messenger RNA from Thlaspi arvense, 375 nucleotides. The record is from the annotation of a GenBank genome assembly. NCBI's taxonomy places the organism in Eukaryota, Viridiplantae, Streptophyta, Magnoliopsida, Brassicales, Brassicaceae.